AUGGAGAAACAGGGCAUUCAGAAACGAACUCUGGUUUUCAACCAGUCCUCUGGGAACCAGUUUGUUUACGGUCAUGAUUUUGUGACUUUCUUGAGGCAGAACGGUAUCGACCCAAAGUCCAUUGUUUCUAUGGGCUCGGGUAGAUCUGCCAGGUCGUUUCAUGUGACCUUUGAAUCUGAGGAAACUGUUUCGUCUAUAUUAGAAAAACACCCUGUAGCUGAGAUUGGGACGAAUUCUUAUUCUUUAUCUGGUGGUGAUAAAUCAAAACUUAUCGCCCGUCUUUUCUGGUUACCCGAAUACAUUUCAGACCAUGAUAUAGCAAACUUUUUUAAAGCCUUUAAUUUAAAGGUCGUUAGUGUGUCGAGGGAGUUUUUUUCAAACGAGGGGUUGAAACAUAUCAGAACCCUAACUAGAAGAGUGUUGCUUGAGGGGAAACCUGGUGGAUUUGAUUCGCUCCCCCACACCUCCUCAGUCUGUGGGAAGGAUGUCCUGAUAAUAUUACAGGGUAGGGCCCCAAUAUGCCUCAAAUGCUUUCAACCGGGGCAUAUGCGGAAGGAAUGCCCUUUUUCUAAGACUUCUAGUGUAGCUUCAGUUUCCUCGUAUGCUAGUGCUUUAAGUAAGGCUCCGCCUUCUAGGAAUUUUGUACCUGCAUCCAGUUUGGUAAAGUCCAUCCCUCCUCCUCCUCCUCCACCCCCUCCUACUACUGUGAAACUAUACGAGAAGAGGGUCGACGAGGAUGGUUUUUUUACGCCAAGACACAAUGCGAAAAAACGUACUUCAUCGGAAUGUCAUACCUUACUUGUCGAUGACAGUAAUAACGUGUCUGCCCCAGAUAACCGUAGUAAAAAGGUAGCACUACAAAAGCCUACAAAAGGGAAGAAAGUAUCUGGCAAUACUUACCAUUCCCAAAUGCUCCAGUCGGCUGCAGCUGGAGCUAAUACUCCACCUGCAUCCACUUCCUCUUCUAAACUGUCUGAUUCCUCCUCUUCGAAACCUGAAAAGAAAACCAAGAAUGUUAGUGAUGUUUCUGGUGAGAUGACCUCAGUAGAAUUGCCUCAAGUAGAUAUGGAGUUAGAAGACAUGGCUGCUGACACUGAGAGACUAAACUCAGUGCUCGGCAGUUUAACUCCCGGUGGUUCGUCCAAUGGGGAGGGUAUGGUGUCAGAGGGGGAGUUCUCCGAUGAGGACUCCCUGACCUGA
Lottia gigantea (owl limpet) is the source of this 1200-nucleotide messenger RNA. RefSeq lists its product as hypothetical. Bases 1 to 1200 code for a protein of 399 amino acids. Lineage: Eukaryota; Metazoa; Mollusca; Gastropoda; Lottiidae. The record is from RefSeq and is a predicted model, not a curated record. The transcript has a single exon. Gene Ontology annotation, molecular function: nucleic acid binding; zinc ion binding.